ACUGUUAACCCACCAAAAGGCAGAAGAAUAAGCUACAAAAGUCCACAACUCACCAUUCCACUUUCUGGACACUCUGCCCCUCCUCCUUCACGGGUGCACUCGCCGGAGAACCCUCCACCUCCGGCAGCUCCUUCCGGCGACAAUGUACUAACACAUGCAAUAAAUGUGCUUCAGUUGGAUUUGACUUCUCCUUCUUGAGAUCAAGACUGCAAAUUUAGGCAUAUGCAGGUAUGCUUGAAAUCUGUUUGCUUGUCGCUGUUCUCUCGCCGGUUGUUUUCGCGCAAAUUCCGUUGGGUUCAAGGCUAUCAGUGGAGGCUAACAAUCAUUGGAUUUCUGCUAAUGGAGAUUUCACAAUUGGGUUCUUUAAUAGCUUGAAUGAGUAUGGUCUGGGGAUCCGUAUAAGCUCGGGUUUGAUACCACUUCAGAAACAACCCGUUGUUUGGAUUGCUGGUGGUGACUUAAGAGUGGGAAACAAGUCGUAUUUCGAGCUCACAAACGAUGGAGAUUUGGUUCUUUUCGACUCCACAAGGGGAGUUAUUGUUUGGGCAAGCGAAACCACCAAUUCAUUUGUUGAUUCAGCAGUGUUGCAAGAUGACGGUAAUUUUGUUCUUUUGAAAAAGAAUAAAAACAUUGUUUGGCAAAGCUUUGAUACUCCAUAUGACACACUUCUCCCGGGCCAGAAUUUGUCAGCAAAUCGAGUGUUGCGAGCUGCUAGCUUAAAGUCGGUUUCGAGUUUUUACACUCUUCGAAUCGGUGUGGCGGGUGAUUUGGAGCUCAAAUGGGAAAACGAUGUUGUUUAUUGGAGAAGUGCAUCAUUGCAUUCGAGAUCGGCUCUGCGAGCCGUGCUUGCUUCUGAUGGAGCACUACAACUGUUUGAUCACAUGUCAAGCCCAAUAUGGUCAGCAUUUGGUCAAGAUCAUGGUGAGCCAGACGUCAAGUUCCGGAUCCUUCGGUUAGACGUGGAUGGAAAUCUUCGUCUACACUCCUGGUCGAAAAACUCGAGUUCGUGGAAAUUAGUUUGGCAAGCUGUCGAGAAUCAAUGCGAUGUUUUCGCAACUUGUGGGCUCACCGGAAUCUGUGCGUUUAACGAAUCGGGCUUUCCCGUCUGUAAAUGCCCGUUUACUUUAUCGUCACUUCAGGGUUCGAAAUGCUUGCUUCCGUAUCAGCAAAGCUGUGAAUCGGGUUCCUCUAUGGUUAAACUCGACCACACCUCGUUGCAUGCUAUUUUCCCACCUAAUGAAACCGUUAUCUCUCGAGUUAGCUCUACGCAGUGUCGAAUCUUGUGUGAACAAGACCAUCUUUGCACUGCUGCAACCUUUACGAAUGAUGGAACCGCAAUUUGCAAAAUCAAGAAAACCCAAUACGUUAGCGGUCAGUCGGGUCCGUCCGUAACUUCUAUUUCAUUUGUCAAAAGAUGCAAUGAUCCUUUAGCGGUUCUACCCAAUCUGACCAAACGUAAACCAGAAUCUCCCUCACAAAACACUCCUCCAACAGUAGAUCAUCUCUCAGUUUGUGUUUCUUGUGUGAUUGGAGUCAGUGGUGGAACGAUUAUCCUGUUUAUCAUGAUCCACUUAGCGCUAACGGGCUUUUGGAUUUAUCGGAAAAGGUAUAGUUUCACCGCUCGGGAUUUUUCAACCUACAGUAAAGACUGUCCGAAUCCUAGCGGUUUGCUUGCUUUGUCAUAUAGCCAAGUGAAGGACGUUACAGAUAAUUUUAAGCACCGGGUCGGGCCAAAUACAUUCAAGGGCUUUCUCCCGGAAAAACAGCCCGUUUUGGUGAAAGAUUAUAGCAUCACGAAUGUGGCCCCGCGGAAGUUUAGAUCCGUGGUUUUAAAACUCGGAAGUGUUCAUCAUAGAAACCUUGUGAGACUACAAGGUUAUUGUUGUGAAUCGAGUUAUAGAUUCUUGGUGUGCGAGUACCUCAAGAAUGGCUCGCUCGACAAGUGUUUGGAGGAUCCGGUGAUACGCAAGAGGCUGACCUGGCGGAAAAGGUUGAAUGUUUGUUUAGCCGUCGCAAGGGCAGUUUCGUACUUACACAUGGGGUGUCGGGAGUUUGUUGGUCAUGGAAGUUUAAGUUGCGAAAACGUUGUUUUGGAUGAUAGCUUAGAAGCUAAAGUGGAUGAAUUCGGUUUAAGUAAUUUUCUUGGUGACGGUUCAGAUGGUGGUGGUGGCGGUGGCGGUGCAAGAGACAUACUAGACUUCGGAUACGUUGUGCUGGCGGUGGUAAGUGGUGACCCGAAGGUCAACCGUGGAGGUUGUGAUCGGGCCUAUGAGAAAUGGGCGGGUGGCAAUGCGGGAGAGAUUGUUGAUAAAACGAUAGAUAGUGGUGUUAAUGGCGAUGAAUUGGAGCGUGUUUUGAGAAUAAUGUUUUGGUGUUUACAAUCAGAUGAGAGAAUGAGGCCUACAAUGGGAGAGAUUGUUAACGUGUUAGAGGGUGCGAUGACGGUGGAUCCACCGCCACCCCCUUCAGUUUGCCGGAAAAAAGUUUCCGGUUGAAUCAGACUCCGAUGAUUAGGAGUCUAAUGAAAUAUAUGUUUCUUGUUCUUGUUUACAUGGAAGGCUAACUUAGAGGGGUACAAGGUUUUAGAAUGGCCAAAGGAUUUUGUUAUCCAAAUGGGAAAGAUAAACUUGUUUAUAAAAAUAAACUUGUUUAUAAAAAUAUAAAAGAUAAGUAAUGAAAUUAAAAU
This is a messenger RNA of Helianthus annuus (common sunflower), 2686 nucleotides long. Its product is annotated as G-type lectin S-receptor-like serine/threonine-protein kinase SD3-1. Bases 231 to 2495 code for a protein of 754 amino acids. Gene Ontology annotation, biological process: recognition of pollen; protein phosphorylation. Lineage: Eukaryota; Viridiplantae; Streptophyta; Magnoliopsida; Asterales; Asteraceae. Gene Ontology annotation, molecular function: ATP binding; protein serine/threonine kinase activity. The transcript has 2 exons. The record is from RefSeq and is a predicted model, not a curated record.